Salvelinus sp. IW2-2015 is the source of this 1283-nucleotide messenger RNA. The record is from RefSeq and is a predicted model, not a curated record. Lineage: Eukaryota; Metazoa; Chordata; Actinopteri; Salmoniformes; Salmonidae.
UCUGACGUCAUGAGAGCUGCAUCAGCUGUGAGCCCCGCGUCCUUUAGCUUGCAAAAUAUACUCUUUUUUUAUUUAUUUUUUUGCUGCCCGCAUCUGCUCUGACAACGGGAAUAUAUAUGAUAUUUUCCACAAACCCUGAAAUGGCUACACAGGAGGUACAACCGAAUGAGACUCUCACUAACCUAAAAGCGGAAUCGGACACGUUGAAAACGAAGCUCGAGGACGAAAGAMCGAAGCUGCACGAUGUCGAACUCCACCAGGUGGCAGAGAAGGUGGAUGGACUGGGCCAGUUUAUCAUGAAGACCCGGCGGACUCUGAAGGGACAUGGAAACAAAGUUCUCUGCAUGGACUGGUGUAAGGACAAGAGGAGGAUCGUCAGCUCGUCACAGGAUGGAAAAGUGAUUGUAUGGGAUGCCUUCACCACUAACAAGGAGCAUGCAGUGACCAUGACGUGCACCUGGGUGAUGGCCUGUGCUACGCCUCCUCCUGGAUGUGCAGUGGCCUGUGGUGGUCUGGACAARAAGUGCUCAGUGUACCCUCUGUCGUUGGACAAGAAUGAGAACCUGGCAGCGAAGAAGAAGUCUGUCGCCAUGCACACCAACUACUUAUCUGCRUGUAGCUUCACCAACUCAGACAUGCAGAUCCUGACGUCGAGCGGAGACGGAACCUGUGCAUUAUGGGAUGUGGAGAGCGGUCAGCUGUUGCAGAGUUUCCAUGGACACGCCUCUGAUGUUCUUUGUCUGGACCUGGCUCCUUCUGAGACCGGCAACACCUUCGUCUCUGGGGGCUGUGACAAGAAGGCUAACGUAUGGGACAUGCGCUCAGGCCAGUGCAUUCAGUCCUUCGAAACCCACGAAUCAGACAUCAACAGUGUCAGGUACUACCCCAGUGGAGAUGCAUUUGCCUCCGGCUCUGAUGAUGCUACAUGUCGUCUCUAUGACCUGAGAGCAGACAGAGAAGUGGCCAUUUAUUCCAAAGAGAGCAUCAUAUUUGGUGCCUCCAGUGUUGACUUCUCUCUCAGUGGUAAGAUACUGUAUUCAUGGACUUCAUCUAGUACACGUGCUUUUACCUCUCUUCUGUUUAACCAGUCUACAGUCUACAACUUUAAGCCGGCUCUGUUCGGUGGCUACAACGACUACACCAAUCACGUGUGGGAUGUCUUGAAGGGGACGAGGGUGUCCAUCCUGUUUGGACAUGAGAACCGUGUCAGCACUCUGCGUCUGUCUCCUGACGGAACGGCCUUCUGCUCAGGGUCGUGGACCACACUCUCGGGUGAGGGAUAA